Aspergillus calidoustus is the source of this 1236-nucleotide messenger RNA. The record is from the annotation of a GenBank genome assembly. NCBI's taxonomy places the organism in Eukaryota, Fungi, Ascomycota, Eurotiomycetes, Eurotiales, Aspergillaceae.
AUGAACCGUUUCGCCAGGCCCUUUCUGAGUCUUCGUCCCUUCAGACCGGCUUUGCCUAUUUUACAGGUCAGGCACGGCUUGAGUCCUAUUGCGAAAAUGGAGACUUUAUCAGAUGCAGCGGAAGGGAAGCCAACCGCAUGGCACGGAGCCGGUGCGGCCGAAUUCGACAUGCGGAGUGACACGAUGACCAAGCCAACACCGUCUAUGCUUGAAGCGAUCUGCCAAACGACUCUUCUAGACGAUGUCUUUGAAGAGGACCCUGCGACGAAUGACCUACAGAGCUACGUCGCUAAGAGAACCGGCCAUGAGGCAUCAUUGCUGGUUAUGUCGGGCACAAUGGGCAAUCAAGUCUCCAUUCGCACCCACCUCACUGAACCUCCCUACUCCGUCGUUUGCGAUCACCGUUCCCACAUAAUCUGUUAUGAGGCCGGUGGAGUUAGUGCAUGGACUGGGGCUACUGUGUUGCCGAUCGUUCCAAAGAACGGUAUACAUCUCACCCUCGAGGAUGUCCAGAAAAGGGUGGUGAUUAGCGACAACAUUCACACCUGUCCCACAAAGUUGAUAAGCCUCGAGAACACGCUGGACGGGAUGAUUAUGCCUCUUGACGAGGCUCGCCGGAUGACGGAAUGGGCGCACGCCAAUGGAAUCAAGGUUCACUUGGAUGGCGCCAGGCUCUGGGAGGCAGUCGCGUCGGGAGCGGGAAGCCUAGCAGACUACACUAGCCUUUUCGACAGUAUCAGUCUGUGCUUCUCCAAAGGUCUGGGUGCACCCAUUGGAAGUAUCAUAGUUGGGUCAGAGGCAUUCAUCAAGAAGGCGCGCUGGUUCCGUAAGUCAAUCGGAGGUGGCGCUCGCCAAACCGGAGUCUUAGCUGCAGCUGCACGAGUUGCGCUUGACAAAACCUUCGGACUGGAUCCUCACGGCCAGGACGGGAAGCUCGUGGAGACGCAUGCCAAAGCAAAGCGUGUUGCAGAUAUGUGGGCAAGUCGUGGAGGUAAAUUGGCUUUCCCGGUCCAUACCAAUAUGGUGUGGUUGGACAUUGAGGCUGCUGGGCUUGGGCCGAACGACCUGGCAGAUAUCGGAAAGGACCAAGGGUUAAGGCUCCUGGGAAACCGGAUAGUCAUCCAUUAUCAGGUUUCGGAUGAUGCUAUCAGCCGGCUGGAGCAGGUCUUUGACCUUGCGAUGAAGGGACAGUUCCAACAGGCCACCGACAAGAGUAAGCCGUAUGGAAGUCGGUGA